UCCUUGAUUCACUAUUUCGUCUGCACCAGUGGUUGUGGUAUGGAAUAGAAUAGCUUGAGAUGCUGUGUGCAUAGGUAUUCUGUUUCUUGCUUGAGUACGAAAUGAAUCGUGGCUGAUAUUCGUGUGCCCGGUCUUCUUUGGACAUAAAGAGGGUGUUUGACGCAACCUAUUAUUCGAAAUUUCGACGACGCGGUAAAUUGGAUUGGAAUUUUUCGAGCAAGCAGUACCUGGAGAACUGGUGAUUGACUGCAGAAGCUAGUCGUUGACAUCGUUCCAGGAUUUCAUGACAGCCGCUCAAGAUGGAAAACGAUUCCACUGUUGACGAGCACAGCGCUCAUGCCGCAACUUCGCUAAUGCCAAAUUACCAACGACUCAAAUCAGCAUAUUCCUUCGACCUGUGAAAUUUUAGCAUGUGACACCUUUCACACCGUUGUUGUGGCCUACCUUUAGUACAGGUACAGUACUUGAAGCAAAAGAUUUUCUUAACAUGCGAAGACUGACAGAGACUACGUCGUCGCGCUAAUUACAGACGGGAGAUGCGGAUCAAGAAUAGACGAACAGUUUUAAAGGAGAUGAAUGGAAGGACCAAAUUGAGAAGCGGCGAGAGCUGUAGAUGACCUAUUCCUGGAUAUUGGUCUGCGAUUAUGCAGGUGGAAUCUGAGAGGUGGCUGUUUGAAAGUGAUAUCUAUAACAUUUUUUCGGAUGCCUCGAUCGAAGUGUCUGCCAUAGCUACCCUAGUUGAAGGAUGUUCUUGUAGAGGCCUUGGAGGGAGCAGUAUGUUCAAUGUGUCGAUACAAAUUCUGCGGAGGUACGGUAGUCGUGGCGGAAUUGGAAGCUCUCUCGCGAGACGUGCUUUUCAUUCUUGUCCGUCGGACCACCGGUUAGUGGAGCAUCGUUCAGGAAUUCUUUGCCCUUGAGUUGCUGAAGAGCUGCUACAGAGCUUUGCUUAAUUCUUUCCAACAAACAACCAUAAAGGCUUCUACUCCGAGCAACGAUGGGAAUGGGAGGGUGUGAAGUUCAGUUAAACUCUAGCAAAUCCUCAGCUCGAAGGCCUUCAAGCGUACAGAUUGUGAAAAGCGGGGGAUGUAUUAAACCACGCAUCAUUCACACAUAUUCUCCCAAAGUUUACAAGAUCAAACCCGAGGAAUUCUUGGAUUUGGUUCAGAAGUUGACUGGGCGGCCUACCACUGAGGAAUCUACAUCGAAAACUUAUCAGUUUUUUGGAAAUGCCUCCAACUCCGAGAGUUCCCGCUCGCAGGAGAAUGACUCUAGUUCGGUUCAGUCUGCGGAUUAUGACCGGGAUGAAAUUGUGAAAUCCAGUGUAGAGGCGCUUGGUUCACCAGUCAGCAAGCAACUGCUCGCCUCUCUUGCUGCACCGAGGUUGGUCACUUUAAAUUUCUUGCCUAUGUUGUCCUCAACACCAAGCACUUUCAACCAAUCUAGGAGGGAUCAAGGGUUCUCUUUCUCGUCAACUGCAUAUUGAUAAGGUAACUGCAAUCGUCGUAAUAUGAUGCAGUACGCCAUUAUAUUGGCGUAGUAGCUUUAAACUCUAGUUUCUCUAAUUACAAUUAAGCUUUUAGUUAACUGAAUUAGGUUUGAACGUGAUGUGCUAAGUGACGGAACACGAACAUUAACUCUAUGCGCACUCUCAGGUCGACCGGUGAAUAGUGUACGGAAUUGUGUUCCUACUCUGUCACUGGUCAUCAGCAUAUGUACAGCCCCCUAAUGGAGGAGAAAUGUCGAGAGUUUGAAGUUGCUCAAGCGAACGAGGAUAGAAAAUUUAGCGGGAAUUUGAGUUGUGUCCUUGUGCGUAUGUACUACCGGGAAAUCAUGUGUACAAUAUUAGAACAGUGUUCAAUUUCGGACGCAGGGGUCAUCCUCUGUCGUCUCUCACAAUACAUUACUACGAAUCCGAGUUCCUCUAA
Molecule: messenger RNA, 1925 nt
Organism: Physcomitrium patens
Lineage: Eukaryota; Viridiplantae; Streptophyta; Bryopsida; Funariales; Funariaceae
Cellular component (GO): nucleus
Source: RefSeq, a predicted model, not a curated record